Molecule: messenger RNA, 1629 nt
Organism: Cordyceps militaris CM01
Lineage: Eukaryota; Fungi; Ascomycota; Sordariomycetes; Hypocreales; Cordycipitaceae
Product: Ras like GTPase
Exons: 2
Coding region: 1-1629 (542 amino acids)
Biological process (GO): cytoskeleton-dependent cytokinesis
Cellular component (GO): microtubule cytoskeleton; cell division site; cytosol
Molecular function (GO): GTPase activity; molecular adaptor activity; GTP binding
Source: RefSeq, a predicted model, not a curated record
AUGGAGCCUUCCGCAGACCCCCCCGCCAACCGGCGUCCCAGCUUCGGCAGCCUCCUUCGGCGCUCCAAGAGCGGCGACAUGGGCAAGAAGGCCCAGGCCGCGCGCGAAGCCGAGCUCGAGCGCCAGCGCCAGCGCCGUCCGCCUCGCAUUCCCGACUUUGCCAACAGCACCGGCCAGCAGCUCUCCAAGGCCCUCAGCACACAGCUGCGUCUCGAUCCCGAGCAUUUCGCCUCCAACGGCCCCCAAGUCCCCUACAACGGGCCCAAUCACUUUAACCAGGGCCGCCACGACGGCUCCGUUGGCACCUCCCGCACCUACACCACCAGCGCCUCCCCGCCCCCCAUCCCCGGGCUUCACCAUCCUGUCCAGCCGCCACCCUUCGAUCCAUACGCCGCCACCGAGAGCAUGACGCACCGGGGCAGGUAUAGCUACGCCAGCAGUGCCAUCAGCACCAUUAACAGCCCUAGAAGGGUGCGUCGUCGCAAGGAUCCUACUCCCUUCAACCUCGUAUUCCUCCGCUGUUACACCACCGCUGACUCGACCCCUAGUGUACUCGUCAUUGGCGCCAAAGACUCGGGAAAAACAUCGUUCCUCGAGUUUCUCAAAACUGCCCUCGCCUUGCCUCCCAGGCGCCGUCCUAGGAAGCAGGAACAGCCAGAGUACCAGGCACCGCUUCCUGCCGAAGGCAACUUUGUUCCUCACUACCUCGAGACGGAGAUUGAUAAUGAGAGUAUUGGCCUGACCAUUUGGGACUCGGAAGGCCUUGAGAAAAACAUCGUCGAUCUCCAGCUCCGAGAAAUGUCGGCCUUUAUCGAAAGCAAGUUUGAUCAAACCUUUGCCGAGGAAAUGAAGGUGGUGCGCUCGCCUGGUGUGCAGGACACCCACAUUCACGCCGUCUUUCUCAUGCUCGAUCCCGCUCACAUUGACCGCAACAUUGCCAGCGCUCGCAAGGCGCAAGCGCACGCUGACGGCCACCAAAAUGGCUUUCGCUCCGACAAUGCCAAAAUUACCGGUGCCCUUGACCACGAUAUGGAUCUCCAGGUCCUGCGUUCGCUUCAUAGGAAGACGACCGUGAUCCCUGUCGUUGGCAAGGCCGACACCAUCACUACCAAGCACAUGAACGUCCUUAAACGCGCUGUUUGGGAUAGCAUCCGCAAAAACGGGCUCGACCCACUCGAAACUCUCGGUCUCGAGGACGAUUCCAACAGCGUCAUCAAUGAAGAGGAUGAAGAGGCCGAAGUCGACUCUGAUACACUGCCCCAGGAGAUUGGCGAUGAUUCCCCCACGUCUCCUGAGUUUAACCCUAUCAAGCGCUCCCCCGGCAAACGAGUCUCGUCGCAGAGCAUGAUUCGACACAAGGCUUCGCAAGAAAACAAGGAGGAGGAGCUACCAUUUUUGCCGCUCUCAACCAUCAGCCCCGACCUCUAUGAGCCCAGCGUCGUCGGCCGGGAAUUCCCCUGGGGCUUCGCCGACCCCUACAACGAGAAGCACUGCGACUUCCAGCGACUCAAAGAGGCUGUCUUCAGCGAGUGGCGCACCGAUCUGCGCGAAGCCAGCAAGGAUCAGUGGUAUGAAGGCUGGCGAACUAACAAGCUCAAACACCGCGAAAACUCGUACCGUCGUCGCUAG